AUGUUUUUGCACAUCUUCGAGUAUAAUCUGAGGAAUCGGUGCCAGUUCGAAGGAAGUCUCCCAUAUUGGGACUGGACUUUAGACUGGAAAGAUCUCGCAGCAUCGCCGAUAUGGGAUGAUACUUUUGGCUUCGGUGGGGACGGAAAUGUAUCAAGCACUAGUCCGUUCGGAGAUGGAUCACACUGUGUUACUACUGGACCAUUCGGUGGACUUAAACUUCUAUAUGCAAACGGCACUGUCUCGCCACACUGUCUCUCGCGCGGAUUCACCUAUUACGAAACUGGAAAGAAAGGAGCAAUAUCUGGGGAACACCUCCGACCCGAAGACAUUGAAGGAUUGAUGCAGGAGCGGCAUUAUAAUGGGUUUCGCAAUAUGACCGAGUAUCUACUCCACAAUGCUCUACACUGGGGCCUACAUGGGGACUUUAGUCAAUGGUCUUCAGCGAAUGAUCCUAUAUUCUACCUCCAUCAUGCUCAAUUGGAUAGAUUAUGGUGGUUUUGGCAACAGCAAAGACCAGAACGCCUUACUGAGUACUUCGGCUCCACAACUAGCAGUGCAAACUUGUUCGAUAGCCUAUCAUUCAUGGAUCUAUGGAAAGAUGUAGAAGUGGGAGAAGCGGUUAGAGCGGACGGUAAUCUACUUUGCUACAGCUAUUAG
Cadophora gregata is the source of this 657-nucleotide messenger RNA. RefSeq lists its product as uncharacterized. Gene Ontology annotation, molecular function: oxidoreductase activity. The record is from RefSeq and is a predicted model, not a curated record. Lineage: Eukaryota; Fungi; Ascomycota; Leotiomycetes; Helotiales; Ploettnerulaceae. Bases 1 to 657 code for a protein of 218 amino acids. The transcript has 3 exons.